Messenger RNA from Zea mays, 1841 nucleotides. Its product is annotated as S-adenosyl-L-methionine-dependent methyltransferase superfamily protein. Gene Ontology annotation, molecular function: S-adenosylmethionine-dependent methyltransferase activity. The coding region runs from base 394 to 1590 and encodes 398 amino acids. NCBI's taxonomy places the organism in Eukaryota, Viridiplantae, Streptophyta, Magnoliopsida, Poales, Poaceae. The record is from RefSeq and is marked predicted. The transcript has a single exon.
UUUAGCCAUCUAUUGCAGCAGGUUGCAGGCUCUCAACAGCGACGUGCCUGGCGACCGGGAGCCAGAAGUGCGUAUCCGAGACUCCGAGCCGACUCCCGACUGCAAUGGAGUGAUCCACGAGUGAACUUUAGAACUACUCUCCUUCUCAGUCUCUUGACUUCUCAAAUUCUCGUUCAAUUUAUUAGGGAUAGCAAUCUGUGAAUCGCUUAGCCUGAGUUUGUCCCUAAAUUACUUGGUCCCUUGGUUAUAUUUACCCCAAAUCUGUGAAUAUAUGGGUUUAGGUUGUAUAAAACAAAACACUGACACUCUUUUAUAUUUUGAAUAUAAGGCAAAAAUUCUGGGCCGGCCACUGCCCAGAUCCCGCCGACAUUCUCCAAACCAACCGUGGCGGCGAUGAGGAAGGCGGGGGUGACCUCCGCCUCCAGCGGUGGAGGAGAAGGAUGGCCGUGCGGUGGUGGCCUCAACCUCGGUGUGAAGCUGAACGUGCUGCUACUGCUGUUGGUGGUGGCCACCAAUCUGGUGUCCCUGUACCACCUCUCCCUCCGCGCCGCCACCGUGCCGCCGGUCCUUCUCCAGCAGCAACGUGACGGCGACAAGGAUCUGGUCCUGAUCCGGCAGCUGGAAGCCAUCCGCGCGGGCGUGUCGCAGCUGAACCACCUCCGCUCGUCGUCCCCUCCCCCGCCGCUUCCGCCGGCGGAGCUUGUCCUCUACUCCCGCCUCGCCCCCGUCGCAUCCGCCUGCUCCGCGCACCCGGAGCUCCUCCACCGCUACAUGUCCUACACUCCCUACGCGCUCUGCCCCGACGACGCCCUCUCCAUCGCCGAGCCCCUCCUCCUCCGCGGAUGCCAUCCGCUCCCGCGUCGCAGGUGCUUCUCCCCCACCGCAUCCGCAUCAGCAUCCAAACUCCUCCCCACCGACCCCUUCUCCCCGCUUCCCGACGCCGCCGUCCGAUGGCCCAAGGAGGCGAAGUGCAAAUCGUUCUCCUGCCUGCCGCCGUCGCUGGGCUUCGACGUGGCGCGCACGGAGGCCGCACGGUUCCUCCGCGCGCGCGGGCCCUUAGACCUGACGGCCCCGCAGCUACUGCGGCUGGCCUCGCUGAGCCGGGCAGGGCCCAUCCGGCUUGGGCUCGACAUCGGCGGCGGCACGGGCACGCUGGCGGCGCGGCUCAAGAAGCUCGUCAACGCCACGGUGCUGACGACAACCAUGAAUCUGGGCGCUCCCUACUCGGAGGCGGCGGCGGCACGCGGGGUGGUGCCGCUGCACGUGCCGCUGCAGCAGCGGUUCCCGGUGGGGGAUGGGACCAUGGACGUGGUGCGGGCGGGGCACGCCGUGAACCGUUGGAUCCCGGAGGUGGCGCUGGAGUUCCUGUGGUACGACGCCGACCGUGUGCUGCGCCCGGGCGGGCUUCUCUGGGUGGACCACUUCUGGUGCCGGAGGAGCGACCUGGAGGGCGUCUACGCCGCCAUGCUGCGGAGGCUUGGCUACAAGACCAUCAAGUGGGUCGCCGCCGACAAGAGUGUUGCCAUCGGCGGCAACAGCAGCAAGGACGAGGUCUACCUCACCGCGCUGCUGCAGAAGUCCUUCAGUUAGGCAGUGAACAUCGGGGAAAUGACACGGAAUUCAUCCAUCAGCCGAAGAAGGCGAAGCAAUACAGUGCUAGUGCGAUUCCGGCAGACUCGCAGCAAUCAGCUUGUGUUAUCCCACUCUAGAAUUUCUGCUGCAACGUGCGUAUGCGUGCAACAAUGUAAGCAAAUGGAACUUAGGCUACUCUAACAGAUGCCUCUUCGCAUUCUCUAUCUUAUCCUCUAUUCUCUGCAAAUAAUAUCAACAAUGUCUUCUAC